GUAUGUAUUCAUAAUCCCUUGUGUCAUGUGAUCUACAUCAAUCCUUGCCCAGUAUCUACCCUCAGUGGAGAAUUGGCAGACCAGGGGUAAUAUACUAACUCACUGUUUUUGUUUGCAGCGUUUUUGUUUAUGUGUUGCACCUUUAUGGAAAUAUUUGAUUUUUUUUCAGUAAUAGUAGACACAGUAGAUGAAUUCAAAAGUUGCAGUUGUGAUGGAAAUCAGCACAUAGUUGGAAGAGCAAAAUAAUUUGUGGAAUAUCCAAAGAGUAGAGCUACACCCCUGACUGACACAACUUUCAACCAUGAGAGACAACUUCUUCAACUAGAGGCUCAUCACAGUAUUUGAGAACUUUCUGUGAUGGGUCAGCGACUGAGUGAGGAGAGUGAUUCAGACCAGGAAAUUGAUGUUGCAGAGCUGCAGGAGUGGUAUAAGAAGUUUGUGGUGGAGUGCCCAAGUGGAACACUCUUCAUGCACGAGUUCAAGAGCUUCUUCGGCGUUACUAACAACAAGGAGGCGGCCGAUUAUAUCGAGAAUAUGUUUCGCGCAUUUGACAAGAACGGAGUGAGUAGCAUACAGAUUACUGUCAUCUGAUGGGGGCCUUUGAGGGCCACAGUGUCCACAUGUCUUUCAAGUGAUAACUGUUGAACAUCCCUUUCUCUUCAUUUCCGUAUUUAUUGAUGAGUAUCAUUUAAUUAUUUUAUGAUUUUUUUCCUUUGCAGGACAAUACAAUUGAUUUUCUAGAGUAUGUUGCAGCCCUGAACCUGGUCUUGAGGGGCAAGUUGGAACAUAAACUGAAAUGGACUUUCAAAAUGUACGACAAAGAUGGAAGUGGCUGCAUUGACAAAACAGAGCUGCUGGAGAUUGUAGAAGUAACAGUCGUUCAAAGAUUAGUGUAUGAUUACAUAAAAUACAGUUUCUAUAUGCAUAUAUACAUAUAUGGGAUAUCAUUCCAAAAUCUGCUUAUCUUCUCUCUCAGUCCAUCUACAGACUGAAGAAAGCCUGUCAUGGAGAACUGGAUGCAGAGUGUAACCUCCUGACCCCAGAUCAAGUGGUCGACAGAAUAUUUGAACUGGUUGAUGAAAACGGAGAUGGUGAGGACAUUUUCUUUACCCCUUUACUUCUGACAGCUUGAUCUGUGGUUUUAAUACUUUUAUGAUUUAGCAGGUCCUCACUGUGAUUUCCAUAGCAUUAUGACUGUGUAACACAUUAUUGUGUGUAACAUUCUAAAGUAUUUAGAAAAUUGCACCAUU
This is a messenger RNA of Coregonus sp. 'balchen', 1250 nucleotides long. Lineage: Eukaryota; Metazoa; Chordata; Actinopteri; Salmoniformes; Salmonidae. The record is from the annotation of a GenBank genome assembly.